Messenger RNA from Colletotrichum lupini, 345 nucleotides. RefSeq lists its product as uncharacterized. Lineage: Eukaryota; Fungi; Ascomycota; Sordariomycetes; Glomerellales; Glomerellaceae. Bases 1 to 345 code for a protein of 114 amino acids. The transcript has 6 exons. The record is from RefSeq and is a predicted model, not a curated record.
AUGGCGAGUCAUGAGCAACUGUUCGGACCUAUUCUUUGCCUCUCGGAAGCUUCAAUUUUCAGCCCAUGUAUAGAUACAAGGUCGACAAACAUUAACGACCACAUCUCCAAUAAAGGGAGUCCAAACGAGACCCAAGAAUCGGAGGAAACGAUUACGAGAGCUACAGAGAGCACAUGCCUGAAGUGCAUCAUCAUCUGCUCAGAACGGGCGACAACAUGGCUAUGGAGAUUGUCGACGAAAGUGAAUGAACACCAAAACCUGAGAGUAAUUUGUGGGGGCGCUGCGGACCAAGACUCGGGGGAUGUCGACUAUAAGCCAAACCCUGCUAUCCAGCUGAAUCGAUAA